GGCGUGGGCGCGGAACUGCGUGCAGUAUAAAACUCUCAGCAACUUCCUCGUGCUCACUUUUGCAUCGCAGCAGCUUUGCUUAAAGUCACCGGGAGGAUCCGAGCACAGCUCCAAAAACAAACGCAGAGAGAAAUAUGAGUUGGGACAGCUACAUUCAGAGUCUGACCAAGAACGAAUGGCUGGACGACGCCGUCAUCAUCGGGCACACACCGGGACAGGAGUCAGUGUGGGCGGCAGCACCCGGCGGCUGGCUGAAUGGGGUCACGGCAGCGGAGGUGAAGGCCCUCGUAGCAAAUGACCGUAGCACUUUAUUUGCUAGUGGAGUGACCUUAGCAGGCAAGAAGUGCACAGUGCUGAGAGAUGCCCUUCACGUGGAUGGACAGAACACCAUGGACCUGAAAAUGAAGACCUCAGAUAAAGACCCUGAUCCCUUUCCCUUCACUGUUGGCAAAUCAAAUAAAGCUCUGGUCAUUGCUAGAGGAGUGAAAGAUGCUCAUGGAGGAAAGGUCAAUCCCCCCGUCUUUGAUAUGACUGCUUACCUCCGGAAGAUGAAUCUCUGAACCUUCACACACUUCUAUCUCUCUCUCUCUCUCACACACACACACACACACACACACACACACACACACUGCUCGGAUUGAACAUCAAAUAGGAGAUUCCGAGUCUGUGUGUGGACCAUUAUGUUGCUCAGCUGGUCAUCAGACUACACACGCACACACACACACACACACACACACGCACACACACACACACACAGCCAACUCCAGUGUGUUCUGCUCAGUGAAUCUGGAGAGCAUGCUGCAGUGAUGGAUCGAUUCAGCCCUUGUCAGUUUGAUUGGUUGAUUGAUGGUACUCAUUGAGGAAUGGGCGGAGCUUCAUCUCAGGCAUCUGUUUAUUAGAUUAUUUUGUUUACUAAAUUUAUUAUUUUGAUGCUGAACCGAACAAAUGUUCAAAUUUUAGCUCAAUAAAGAGAACAUAGUAAAGUUUAUUCUGAGAUCA
Messenger RNA from Ictalurus furcatus (blue catfish), 999 nucleotides. It is a transcript of the gene pfn1, whose product is annotated as profilin 1. Gene Ontology annotation, molecular function: actin binding. The record is from RefSeq and is a predicted model, not a curated record. The transcript has 4 exons. Gene Ontology annotation, biological process: actin cytoskeleton organization; regulation of actin filament polymerization; positive regulation of actin filament bundle assembly. Gene Ontology annotation, cellular component: cytoplasm. The coding region runs from base 135 to 560 and encodes 141 amino acids. NCBI's taxonomy places the organism in Eukaryota, Metazoa, Chordata, Actinopteri, Siluriformes, Ictaluridae.